Messenger RNA from Labrus bergylta (ballan wrasse), 1788 nucleotides. RefSeq names its product shaker-related potassium channel tsha2-like. Gene Ontology annotation, cellular component: voltage-gated potassium channel complex; membrane. The record is from RefSeq and is a predicted model, not a curated record. Gene Ontology annotation, biological process: protein homooligomerization; potassium ion transmembrane transport. Lineage: Eukaryota; Metazoa; Chordata; Actinopteri; Labriformes; Labridae. Gene Ontology annotation, molecular function: protein binding; delayed rectifier potassium channel activity.
UUACAGACAAAAGGGCAAGAGGAAGGCACCGAGGGGGUGAGUGACAGUUUUACCCUCCUAGGGGUAAAAAGAUGACCGUGGUGUCCCAAGAGAACCACGAUGAGACAGUGGUCAUUACUCCUUUGUUGCAAGAAGCUAUUGACCUGGAACCAGCGGACCAGGAGUGCAGCGAGAGGGUGGUCAUCAACAUAUCGGGGCUGCGUUUUGAGACGCAAUUAAAGACCCUUUCCAGGUUCCCGACUACGCUUUUGGGGGAUCCGCGUAAAAGGAUUCGUUUCUUUGACCCGCUGAGAAAUGAAUACUUCUUUGACAGGAACAGGCCGAGCUUUGACGCCAUCCUCUAUUAUUACCAGUCGGGAGGGCGGCUACGGCGGCCCGUUAGUGUUCCUGUGGAUAUUUUCCUGGAGGAAAUCAAAUUUUACGAACUUGAGGAAGGGGUCAUUGAGCUGUUCCGAGAUGACGAGGGCCUGACGAAGGAAGAUGACCGCCCGCUGCCCAAUAACGAGUUUCAGCGCCAGUUUUGGCUCCUGUUCGAGUAUCCUGAGAGCUCAGGACCAGCACGGAUAAUAGCCAUUGUCUCUGUUAUGGUCAUCUUAAUAUCAAUUAUCAUAUUCUGCUUGGAGACCUUACCAGAGUUUAGAGACGUCCCUGCAGUACAAGACAAUCUCUCCAAUGGGAGUGUGCACGGCAAAGAGCCCAGUCCGUUCACAGACCCGUUUUUCAUGGUGGAGACACUUUGCAUUGUGUGGUUCUCUUUUGAAUUCACCAUGAGGUUUCUCUCAUGUCCCAGUAAAGCAGCUUUCUUUAAAAACAUCAUGAACCUGAUCGAUGUUGUGGCCAUAGCUCCCUAUUUUAUCACCCUGGGCCUUGAUCUUGCUGAGCAUCAGGGCAGCAGUCAGCAAGCGGCGUCUUUGGCCAUCCUGAGGGUUAUCCGCCUGGUCCGAGUUUUCAGGAUAUUUAAACUUUCCAGACACUCCAAGGGUCUCCAGAUUCUCGGCCAAACACUUCACGCGAGCCUCAGGGAGUUGGGACUGUUAAUAUUCUUCCUGAUUAUUGGAGUCGUUUUAUUCUCCAGUUCAGUUUAUUUCGCGGAGGCAGAUGACCCCGAGUCUGGAUUUUCAAGUAUUCCUGAUGCGUUUUGGUGGGCUGUGGUGACGAUGACCACUGUUGGAUAUGGAGACAUGUGUCCCUCCACCAUAGGAGGCAAAUUCGUUGGAUCUUUGUGCGCUAUUGCCGGAGUGCUUACCAUAGCUCUACCUGUCCCUGUUAUUGUUUCAAAUUUCAAUUAUUUCUACCACAGAGAGAAUGAGCAGGAUGAAAAUGUACAGUACGUGCACGUGACCUGCGGACAGCCACAGGAGCAGGUGCAGCAGCAGCUUCAGAUCACCUUUGGUGAGCGUGAUUCAAACCAAAGUAGCCAGUCGCUCUCCAAAACUGAGUCGUACCAGGGAAGCGACGACUUGGAAACUUUGACAAAUCCAAACGUAAACCAAGCGGAAAAAUACACAGGGAAACUAACUGAUGUAUGAAUUCAGCCAUUUGGAUACUUUGUGGACAUACAAGUCAGGCUCCUCCAGUGACCACGUUUGAUCCCCUGGCCUGCAAUUUUAGGAGAAAAGACAUUCCUCUGUAAAAACAAAAACAAAACAAAAGAAACGUUUACUCUCUCAUGUAGGGGCUUUAUGUAAAAAAACAAACAAAAGUAAAUAGGUGGGGAACUGUGACUUUAAGCAUCAUACAAGGGAGUCCUUACAGUUUAAACAUUUGUUCAAACACAAGGAGCAUUUG